Messenger RNA from Saccostrea echinata, 2944 nucleotides. RefSeq lists its product as uncharacterized. Lineage: Eukaryota; Metazoa; Mollusca; Bivalvia; Ostreida; Ostreidae. The coding region runs from base 10 to 582 and encodes 190 amino acids. The record is from RefSeq and is a predicted model, not a curated record. The transcript has 2 exons.
CUUUAAAAAAUGCUGAAUCUGGAAAAUGUAGCGGCAUUCUUUCUGUUCUUCUUGGAGUGCUACCAUAUCUGUGGUCAUCUAAACAUCCUGUUCCGGAUCCGACUACUUCCCCGGAAGGAUCUGGUCCGGAUCCGCCUCUACUUCCUGUUUGACUUGUUGACGGUGUUUUCCUCUUCCUUUCUGUUCUUACAGAGGCUUCAGUGGUUGGCGCUGUUACAAAUAGUGCAACAUCUGUAUUACGUCCUUUACUGGGAGAAGACAGGCCCCGCCAAAAAAAUUGUUAGCUGGAGUUCCCUGGACUGGACAGCUAGUCAGUUUAAGGAGGAGUGGCAUUUUGACUCCAUCCUGGGGACUGCUUUUGACGUCGGUGUUCAUUGCACCAUGGCUUUCUUUCUCGGCCAAUACCUGUCCACGGUACAAAUCUUCGUCUGUCUGUUUUUGGUACAGUGUUCCCUAUUGGCUGUUUUAUGUGGACCCUGGUUUGCCUGGAGCUGCCCAUGGGCGGCCCCGAAAUGGGUCCAAAAAAGGAUCCGCCCCCUCAGCGAGGAGGAAUGUCGCUUAGGUCUCGGAAAACAAUCUUAACGAUCCUCCAUGUUAUAUAGUUCUGGUUUGAUUAUGUCCUCAUAGCAUAAUGUUGUUAGUCAUUUUCAGUAUUGUGAACCUGACAUUGCUUAUCUAUGAUUUUUAAAUAAGAAAUAGAAUUUCUUUUAAAAAGAAUAUGUCAUGUUCAUUACUUAUUAUAUUAUCGAAAAUUUCGGUUAAUUUUGUAAAAACAGAGAGAAAUAGGCCUUCUUUUUUUUUUAAUUCUGUGAUUGGUGUCCAUGGACAUAUACAUGUAUUAAAAACAUCAGGUCCACCACAACGACGGAAAUUUUUAUUUUGACUCUCAUGUCCGUAUUUUGUCGACACAAUCAGACGUGAACACAAAUUACAUGAUAAUUGAUAUACAUGUAAGUAAUUAAUAUAAGUAAAUGUACUUUUAAUGAAAACUAGAGUCAAAUGCAUAGAUAAGAAAACGCGAAGAAAGAAAUCUUAUUUUUUUUAAAACAAGAGAGCAGUAUUUACAUGUAUUGUGAUUAAUGUAAAUCAGUAUUUGAUUGUAGAUUUACUUUUAUUCUAUGUUGUUGUACUUGUCUUUAGUCAUAUUUUACAUUUGCUAAACAAGGAAUGCAUUUUUUCAAAGCCUUUUCGUCAUUUUGUAUUUUAAUAUAUGCUAAUAUUAGAUUAUUAGCAGGACUUCAUUCGUGUCCAUAUUUAUAAACAUUACUUUAUGUUCCUAGAGUAUUAUAUAAUUCAUGACCUGGAGAAAUAUAAUCACAUGACUGUGGUGAAUGGGGGUUUUAAUCUUUCAGAUUCCAAAUAUUUUUGAAUAAACUUUUUUUUGUUGGUAUGUAUAACACAUGUGCUAGUCACCUGUAUUGUAUACAUGUAGUUUUCUUCCUACUUUUUUUUCUUCACAUUUAUCAAUCAGUAUGUUUCUGUAUAAUAUUGAAGUUCUAAAUGAGAGCUUGAUUCUUUUUUGGUGAGAAUCCAUUAACUGAAUCUAGAAACGGGAAGAAACUAGAGAAAUGGGUGUAAGAUAGAUGUAUGUGUUAAAGAGCACUUGAAAAUGACUUCAUAUUUCAUAUCUUCCUUCCUCAUACGUCAUAAUUACAGUUACGACCCACUCAUUUGAUACUAAGUGCUGUUAAUUUUUUUUUUUUUUUUUUUCAUUUUGUUUCUUUUUUUAUGUGGUUAUUUGUGUUUGUGUGCUUUGCUUUUUUUCCUACAUGUAUUUUAAAGUAUUUGUUGCCGUUUGCUGUUUGAAUGAGCAUAAUUUUACGCAUUUUAUCACUUGUGCUAUACAUUAGAUUAUUGGUCAAUCUUGGUCAAUCUUUCAUGUCAAGUGCUGUACGUCCUAGAAUUUAUAUGUUAAAGUUUUUCGUCGUUUGAACUGAUGAAUAUUUCUAAUGAGAAAUAAGUUAUAAUUAAGUAUUAAAGUCAUAUAUGGCGUAUUUUUGAUAAGUUCAGACUAACUAAAAUUAAAAAGAUCUUUCUAUUUGUUUUAUUACUUUAUAUAAAGAUAGGACUUUCUUGUGAAUUACACCUGGUAAUUCCUAUUUACGAAGCACAUUUUCACAGACCAAGUGUUCAGAUUUAUGAAAAUUUUAUCUUAAGUGACGGAGCUGCAAUGCUUUUUCUAUAUACCGGUGUGUUUAAAUUAUGUAAUUGUGGAAUACAGAUCUAAACGUCUCUGUGUGGUUAUAACGCCCAAAAGUGAUUUAAGUGUAUAGACAAAAAGUUGUUUGAUUUUGAUUUUAACUUUAUUUUCUUUUAUUUCAUGCAGUUUAAACACUUUUAAGUCUACUACUCUUUUUUAUAUUAUCUUCCUGCUUUCACUUUCUUUUUAUGCAUAUGGAAUAUUUAUCUUAAAGAUAUUAAAAAGAAUAGAAUAUAUGUUCAAUUUAAUAUGUGAAUUUAUGUGUUAUUUCACGGAGAGAUUGCUUAAAAAGACUUAAAAAGAAAAAAAUAUUUUACUUAGAACUACUUUUAGAAUUCAUCUUUCUGUCAUCAUGAACAAAUGGGAUGUCAUGGUAUCAUAUAUAUAUUAUUGUGCAUAUUAUUGUUUCAAGAACGUACAUAAUAUACAAUUGUAUAUAGUUUUACAAAUGUAUGAUUUUGUGGGAAAUUUUUCUUAUGUAUUCACAAUGUUUUGUUGAAAUAUAAUAACACGCCAGGAUUAAUACAUGUAGUUGAGAAAAGAAUAAUGAUAGAUGUGAUCAAGGAUGUAUAUUAUGCAUAUACGAUGCAGUAUUUUUUUUUCAAAAUCUGAACUAUACGUGUACAAAUAGACCGUUACAGUAGUUCUUUUGUUGUCGACUGCAACUAAACAAUGCAACGUUUGUUCCGUUUGUUUUUCGUUUUGAUUACGAGUUUGACUUAAUAAACUUUCACUGUUAUGAGA